Molecule: messenger RNA, 4320 nt
Organism: Zerene cesonia (dogface butterfly)
Lineage: Eukaryota; Metazoa; Arthropoda; Insecta; Lepidoptera; Pieridae
Product: probable ATP-dependent DNA helicase HFM1
Exons: 23
Coding region: 1-4320 (1439 amino acids)
Molecular function (GO): ATP binding; nucleic acid binding
Source: RefSeq, a predicted model, not a curated record
AUGGUGUUCCUUGCAAUAAAAAGGUGUCAUCAGAAAUUGCUUCAAUAUUUUAGAUCAAACUUCACAGAUAUUUUAAAUGAGGAAAUAGAGAAUUCACAACCAAUGUCAUUGCCUUUAUCGAAUAGUACAAAUGUAUCGUCACAAGAGAAUUUUAAUGUGGAUUUAGUUUUAUCUGAUAAAAAAAGACCCGAUAGAUAUACAGGUCAAAAAGGUCACUUUCGAAGCAGAGAAGAAAUUGAUCAAAAAUAUAGAAACGUCUUUACAUACAAUUAUUUUAAUUUAGUGCAAUCUAGAAUAAUCGAUGAUGCUUUAUAUUCAGAUAAAUCUUUAGUAGUAUGCGCUCCUACUGGCUCGGGCAAAACUGUUGUGUUUGAAAUGGCUAUUGUACAAUUACUAAUGGAGAUGGAAGAUAAAAACUCCGAUCAGGAUUUCAAAAUAAUCUAUAUGGCACCUGUAAAAGCGUUAUGUUCGGAACGUUUGUCGGAAUGGUAUCCAAAAUUCACAAAGCUCGGUGUAUUAUGUAUUGAAGUCACCGGAGAUACAGAUCUCGACUUCCCACAGCUAAAACCAUAUAGACUGAUAAUAACGACUCCAGAAAAAUGGGAUAUGCUAACCCGCCGUUGGAAAGACCACGCUAGUUUUGUCGAAGUCAUUAAAUUAUUUUUAAUUGAUGAGGUUCACAUCUUAAACGAUGAAAUGCGAGGACCUGUGCUUGAAGCUGUUGUGAGUAGAAUGAAAACUAUCGAGUCAUCAGCCCAAUCCGCCCACCGCAUAACCAAACUACAACAACAGUACAGAACUAACGGAGAUACUGUAACAAUUGCUCCUUCACCUAAAAUAAGAUUCAUAGCAGUAUCCGCUACUGUUAGUAAUCCUGAAGACGUUGCUAAAUGGCUUGGGUCAGCUGAUAAACCAGCUGUGUUUUAUAAGUUCGGAGACGAAUGCCGACCAGUAAAAUUGAAACUAGUAGUAGAAGGUUAUCCUUGUGCUGAGGGCUCGAGUUUAUUCAAGUUUGAUAUAGUUCUUAAUUACAAGCUGUGGCCCAUUAUACAGAAAUACUAUAAUGGAAAACCUACUCUGAUAUUCUGCAACACGCGGAAGAGUGUCGCGCUGACCGCUGAAACGCUAUCCCGUGAGAUCACGGUUGGGUUCAGCGAUGAGCAGAAGGCCAGGCUUGCCGCUCUUGCAUCCACUAUUAAGAAUAAAAAGUUUCAAUCGUUGAUAUUAUGUGGCGUGGGCUGCCAUCACGCAGGUCUCUUAUACGAAGAAAGAAUAAACAUUGAAAACGCUUUCAGAAAUAGAGAAUUGCCUAUCCUCAUUACAACUACAACAUUAGCAAUGGGCGUCAACUUACCAGCCCAUCUGGUUAUUAUCAAGAACACUCAACAAUAUGUGAAUGGGGCAUAUCAGGAAUAUAGUAUAAGUACGAUACUCCAAAUGGUGGGACGGGCGGGUCGGCCACAAUUCGAUACUGAAGCCACCGCUGUUAUUAUGACUCGACUCGCAGAUAAGGCGCGCUACCAAUCCCUAGUCGGUGGUAGUGAUCCUCUCCAAAGCUACCUUCACAAACGUUUAGCUGAAAACCUAAACAGCGAGGCAGCACUAGGUACAGUCACGGAUGUAGCCCAAUGUGUACAGUGGGUUAACUCUACGUUUCUGAGCGUUCGAGCCGCGCGGGACCCGAGGAGGUAUUUAGGACUUCCAACGAACGCCUCUCAACAGCUGAUUUCGAAGAAAAUUGAAGAGCUUUGCGUGAAAGCGAUGAACGGCUUAGCUUCUGCAGGUCUCAUAACUAUGGAUGAAGCUAGUUGCAUAGUAUCAACGGAAGCUGGCCGACUUAUGUCCGUUUAUUACAUCGAUCUUGGAACUAUGAAAACUAUUAUGAAAAUAGACGGUACAGAAUCUCUAGAACGUCUUCUAUGGCUGGUGUGUGAGAGUCACGAACUUUCUGAUAUGCACCUGAGGGUUGACGAGAGACGCUGCUUAAAUUCUCUUAAUAGAAAUAAUUCAGCUGCUACAAUACGCUUUCCUAUGAAGGGCAAAAUUAAUAGCCGACAAAUGAAAUUGUACUGUAUUAUUCAAGCUGUCCUUGGUUGCCUACCGAUCCCAGAGCCGUCAUUAAACCAAGAAGCUAUGAAAAUUAUGAGAAUAGCCGAUCGAGUUUGUAAAUGUCUAGUAGCAUACGUAACUAAUACAAAGUUAAUGAGCACGAAUCCUAAGAACUAUACCGCGGUACUAAAUGCCUUAGUGCUUGCCAAGUGUAUAUCGGCCCACCUGUGGGAGAAUUCGCCAUUCCUAAGCAAACAACUCAGAGGCAUCGGACCCACUUUUAGUUCGUUACUCGCGUCAGCUGGAAAGGUAAAUUUUAUGCUGCUUGAAGAAAGCCAUCCAAGAGACUUAGAAAGGAUAAUGAACAAAGGCCCGCCAGCGGGUAAUAUACUCCGAAAACAAAUCAGCCUAUUACCAAAAUACAGCCUCAAUAUAAAGCCCAUCAACGAACACUCAAUUCGCAUCGAAUUGCAAUUAUUGAAUCAUGCUUUUUUGUCAGAAAAUAUAGAGCAACUGACAGCUGGAGAUACGCAUAAAUUUUAUUUAAUUGUCGGGGACUCGGAAAACAACUUGUUACACAUGUCAUCUUUUAAAGAUACAGAUUUAAUAAACCUUUACGAUGGAUGUAUCACGUGCGAUGUUACCAGGAAGCAAAAUAACGAGCAUAAAGUUAUGGCACAUUGCAUCAGUUCAAAUUUUGUUGGCAUUGACGAUCACUGCGAAUACGUGUUUAGCGAAUUGCCUACAUGUUCACAUACAAAAAAUAAUUUAAAGAUAGAUAAAAGUCAAGUAGUAGAAAAUGAAGUCUGUGUUGAAGAGACCUCAAAAGACCGUAAACGUAAAAAUGAUACACAUAUCGUUCUAUCAAAAGAAAAAAUAAAACGAGACUCAAACAUAAUAAAGCAGUUUAAACAUUUGAAGGAAUCAUUAGUGUUAACUUCUGAAAAUAUAUCAAGGAAUUUAAACGAAACAAAAGAACUUUCAAACAAAAUUUUAUCGGAUCUUAAAAAAACAGGUAACAAUAGUAUUGAAACAAUAACGUCGCUGCCUAUUAUAGAACAAACACCUCAUCAGAAUGUUAUUGUUGAAAUAUCAGAUGAAGAAGAUUACAUUGAUGAUACAGAAAUAAAUAACAUUCUGAAUGAAAUUGAAGGAGAGAUAAAACAGGUCACAGCUAAUAAUAAAGUCAUCCAACAUGAAAUUCAAAUCAAACCAACAGAAAAAAUAAGAGGCUUAUCGAAUGGUUCCAAUAAUAUACGAAUAAACAAAUCAUCAAAACUAUGUCGAGAAUCGCAAGAUAUAAAUUCUCCUUCGCCCAACAUAGUCCGUGAAGAUGUAUUAAAUAUUGCCAAUCAAGUUGAUAAUUCAGCUGCUGAUAUUAUAAUUCAUCAUGGUAAACAGUCCGAACAUAAUGGUGGUUCAUGCUUAUCGCAGAAUUUAUUACUGAAUAGAAACAUAGAAAACUUAAACUUUCAAGAGAGCUUAAGUAAAACUCAUGAAAUAAAUCUUGAUUCGCUAAAGUCAACUUUUGAGAGUCCUAGUUUUAUCAACAAACAUUCAGAUACAAACAGAAUCAAAGACAUUUGUGAAUUUUCAUCGAAUAAAUUAAAAUCUUUAAAUGCAACAAGAAAGUCGAAUCCCGAUCUAAACUAUGCCAUCCCAAACAAUAGCUUAAUUCCUUUAACUACACUUAUACAGCAAAGAGAUGAAUUACACGAGGUAUCUUGUGGGAGUAAAUCCAUCGCUAUAAAGAACGAACAUAACAAGAACAAUAACCCCCUUAUAUCGGAACUAUCAUCCGAAAACACAACGGCAACAAUGCAUAACGAUAUUACAAAUUUAGAACAUGAUGAUAGUUGUAAACGUAAAACACAUUUUUAUACUAAUGACAACAAAUUUGAGCAGUACAUCAAAAAGUUUUCCUACAGCACUUCUAAUAUUAACACUUGUACCAAGAUACUACCGGAAUGCCGCAUUCAAAUAAUAAGCCAACUUAAAGUAGAUUUAAAUGUUACUGAAAUAAAAACUCUGAAUGAUAAUUACCAAAAUAGGAAAAACACAAGUCCUAGCUUAGAUUCCAAUGCUUCGAAAAUAGUAAUAACCGAAAUUAUUUCACCGAAGCAAAGCCAAAAAUUUGAAAUGAAUGACGAAAACCAACAAAUUGUACAUGAGGAAAUCGCGUUGCCUCAAUUACAAUAUGACAUUAAAAAUAUUCUCAGCGAUAGUGUCGAAGACUCAAAGACGAAUAAUGAUAAAAUAAAUGAAAAAUAA